Saccoglossus kowalevskii is the source of this 1903-nucleotide messenger RNA. Its product is annotated as zinc finger C3H1 domain-containing protein-like. NCBI's taxonomy places the organism in Eukaryota, Metazoa, Hemichordata, Enteropneusta, Harrimaniidae. Gene Ontology annotation, molecular function: protein binding; metal ion binding. Gene Ontology annotation, cellular component: exosome (RNase complex); nucleus. The record is from RefSeq and is a predicted model, not a curated record. Gene Ontology annotation, biological process: RNA processing.
GAAGUAAUAAUACAGAACAAAGUGGAAAAGAAAUUAACCUUGGAAACUAAACUGAUAGGGGAGCUGAACACUACCAGGAUUGCUGCUGGUCAUGAACCGUUGUCUAUUCCUCAUAUCUAUGCAAUGGCUGAUAAAGAGAGGACGUACAAGAAGAUACAAGAUAAAACAAGUACUACAAGUGUUGCUGCCCCUAGAAAACUCACACAAGAAGAGAUUGCUUUGGAAAAAGCAAGGCUGCAGAAACUGGAACGCGUAUUUGCAGAGAAGAUUAAAAAGCUACGGGAGAUUCAAAAUAGAAAAGAAUUAACAGUUGCAGCUUCUAAAGAUUCUAGUUACGGUGCUUUUCAACGAUUGGCGGAGGUUAAACUGCAGUCGGCCAAUCUAAAGCCUGCAAUGAUUGAGUACAAAAAGGAUAAAAUAUGUUUUGAUUUUGGCAAUGAGAGUGAUGUAGAUGAAAGUCAACAGAGUGUGAAAACAAGGAGGAAGUCUCUUAUUGAAUUAAAUCCAAGCACAAAGCCGAAUUUAAUGAGUCCAAAUAACGAGAAAUCUAAAACUCGGAUUGAAAGCACUGAUAUUACCACUGAUGCAGACAACAAGUCUGAAAUUACAGCUAUUGGCAAAGAAAACAAAGAAGCUGGGAAGAGUAGGACAUCAAAAAUUAGUAAAAAAGAUGUUUUUGCCAAGAAAAUUUUUUCCAUGCCUUCCGACUCACAGCUGGAACGGUUAAAAAGAUUACAAAAAGAAAAAGAACAGGUUGUUAAGUUUGAUCCGAUGUGGGUCUAUGUUGGUCGUGACAAUGAUUACAUCAAUGUUCGGAAACUUAACUUGGAUAUUCCAGUUGCGGAAACUGUUGCAAAACAGUCUGUUGAUGAUGGGGAGAUUGUUUCUUACAAACCAUACAAGAGUACUUUAUUACACUUCAAAACAUACAGAUUUAACCCAUAUUACAGAACUAAAUGUAAACUGUCUUUGAGCUCACCAAGUUUUAGUAAUAGACUCAAUCCACGCAGAGUGCUUUGUUCAUUUGACUUAAAAGGAACUUGUAAUGAUGAAAAAUGCCCCUGGCAACAUAGUGAUGACUAUGAACUGACAACAGACGGUUUGUACAAAGACAUUGUGUCCUAUGCACCUAAGCUGGCAGGGAUAGACGAUUCAACAAACAUUGCUGACUGCGAUAAAAAACUGACGAGUUACAUUGAAACGAUUAAGAAACAAAAGCUGAAAAUAAUGAACACUGAUCAGCUAUCGCUCUGGUUUGUCAGUAAAGUGAAUGAACACUAUAGUCGAGAGUGUUUAGAUAGAGCUCUGAAUGUGUUGUCAAGAAGUCUUGAAAGUAAUGGAAGCAGUGUAGAACUAUGGCAGCACUAUCUAACAUUGUAUUCCAAGCGAGUUAAGUCGGAGGAACUGAGAGAGAUGUGUCAGGAAGCUGUCCAGUUUGCACCACAUUAUGAUUUAUGGUGGAAGUGUUUACAGUUAGAAAAAACCUUCAGUGGAAAAGAUAGUCUCUGUAAAAAAAUACUGGAUUUCUUAGUUAAACAACAAGAGGAGUUGUCUUGCCAUUUACAGUCACACCAAAUAUUAGAAGUUUUGUUAUACAGAGUACAUUUACACGUCCAGUCUAGAAGAUAUAAUAUUGCAUUGAAUAUUUUUAAUGGUGCUUUAUCGGAGAAAGUUUCCAGCACAUCCAGCCAUUCGCACUAUAUAGCAAAGUAUUUAACGGGCAGUGAUAGAUGCCUGGCCUGGCUCUCGUUUAUUUAUCUCACUCAAUUUCAUACAUUACCACCAAGUCUCUAUGAUCCUGUCAAUAAUAAUCCUGGAAAAAUAGUUAACAAGGAACCGUUUAUUCUACCCUGGACUGAGAGUUCAGAAUUGAAUCCAGAGGUGCUACUUUCUCACUUCCAAG